AUGGAGAAUAUGAAAUCUUUAGUUUUGGAGUCUUACAAUGGUGAUAUCAAUCCUAAGGAUCAUCUCCUGUACUUCAACACUAAAAUGGUCAUUAGCGCUGCCUCCGACGCUGUGAAGUGUAGAAUGUUUCCCUCAACUUUCAAGUCAACGGGGAUGGCUUGGUUCACCACUCUCCCGCCACGAUCAAUUUCUAAUUUCAUGGAUUUCUCUUCGAAGUUCUUGGUGCAAUUCUCGACAAACCAAAUUCAGAAUGUGACGAUCAAUGAUUUGUUCAACAUUCGCCAGAGGGAGGGUGAAACUCUCAAGCACUAUAUGGCGCGCUUUGGAGCUACAUCAGUAAAAGUUGAGGACAUAAUGUCCGAUGUAUGGGUCGGGGCAUUCAAAAAUGGCUUGCGACCUGGAUCUUUAAAUAACAAAAUGAGUCAGAAGCCGGCGACCACAAUGGGCGAAAUCCAUUCAAGAGCUCAUAUGUACAUCUUCAAGGAGGAAGAUGAUGCAUUGAAGUUUCUGAGAGAUGAGGCGGGGGAAAAGGAUGCAGUGUCGUCGUGGUCUUCAAUAAGGGAUUGUGGCGAGAAAGUGAAGCAGCGAGAGGGCAAAGUGCCGCAAGCAGCGAAACAACCAUGA
Lotus japonicus is the source of this 624-nucleotide messenger RNA. RefSeq lists its product as uncharacterized. The record is from RefSeq and is a predicted model, not a curated record. Lineage: Eukaryota; Viridiplantae; Streptophyta; Magnoliopsida; Fabales; Fabaceae. The coding region runs from base 1 to 624 and encodes 207 amino acids. The transcript has a single exon.